Messenger RNA from Olea europaea var. sylvestris, 1199 nucleotides. Its product is annotated as epoxide hydrolase A-like. The transcript has 3 exons. Lineage: Eukaryota; Viridiplantae; Streptophyta; Magnoliopsida; Lamiales; Oleaceae. The record is from RefSeq and is a predicted model, not a curated record. Gene Ontology annotation, molecular function: hydrolase activity. The coding region runs from base 57 to 1055 and encodes 332 amino acids.
UCUAAUUUCUCUUCAAAAGUUGAACCUUUGGACUAGAUUAAAUGCACCGUUGAAAUAUGCCGACGAACAGAGAUAGACAGACAGACAGACAGACAAAGAAGAUGGAAAAAAUAGAGCACAAGAUCAUACCAGUUAAUGGCCUGAAGAUGCACGUAGCCGAACUUGGUGAGGGCCCAUUAGUCCUUUUCCUUCAUGGCUUCCCCGAGCUUUGGUAUUCAUGGCGUCACCAAAUUCUGUACCUGGCAGCUCAAGGAUACAGGGCCGUGGCGCCAGACUUGAGGGGUUAUGGUGACACCACUGGUGCACCAGUUGAGGACCCAUCAAAAUUCACCACACUUCACAUAGCUGGUGACCUGAUUGCGCUCCUCGAUGCCAUUGCGCCCGAUGCAAAUAAGGUUUUUGUUGUUGGGCAUGACUGGGGUGCUUUCAUGGCCUGGCACUUGUGCUUGUACAGGCCUGACAAAGUGAAGGCUUUGGUGAAUUUGAGUGUUGCUUUUAUUCCAAGAAGUCCCGAAAUGAAUCCUGUCGACAAGUUUCGCAGUCUAUAUGGAGAUGACCACUAUAUUUGCAGAUUUCAGGAACCAGGGGACAUAGAAGCUGAGUUUGCGCAGAUUGGCACCAAAGAAGUUCUCAAGAACUUUUUAGCAUAUCGCACUCCUGGACCAUUUUAUUUUCCUAAAGGUAAAGGCUUCGGCAGUUCUGCUGAUAAGCCAAAUUGGUUAUCAGAAGAUGAUUUGGACUACUACGCCAAGAAGUUUGAGCAAACUGGAUUCUCAGGAGGAGUGAAUUACUACCGCGCUUUUGGCAGGAGCUGGGAACUGAAUGCCCCAUGGACCGGGGCUCAGGUGAAAGUGCCAGCGAAGUUCAUAGUUGGGGAAUUUGACCUGACCUAUCAUAUACAAGGGACCAAAGAAUUCAUACACAAAGGUGGGUUCCAGAAAUACGUGCCAUUGUUGCAGGAAGUUGUUGUGAUUGAAGGUGCAGCACACUUUAUCAAUCAAGAAAGACCAGAUGAGAUCAGUCAACACAUUUAUGAAUUUCUUAAGCAGUUCUAAACCCUCUUUUAUUUGGAAUGAGUUUCUUUAAGCUCACUUGCCUGCUUAUCUGCGCUAAUAAUUGUUAAAACUAGAGGUUUGUUUGUAAUAAACAUCAGCACCUCGUCAUUUUACUAUAAUAUCCAUAAGGGCGUUUUCAGUUUA